Messenger RNA from Symbiodinium sp. CCMP2592, 714 nucleotides. The record is from the annotation of a GenBank genome assembly. NCBI's taxonomy places the organism in Eukaryota, Dinophyceae, Suessiales, Symbiodiniaceae.
AUGUCGAGCCUCAGUGUCCGUUCGGAGCCGUCUUCCUCUAUGAGCCCGGGCCCAUUGGGGGUACGUGAUGAGGGCAAGAUCAGGAGGGCACCGACCCCGGCUGCAAUGACGCACCCGAAAGAAAUGGAUGCCGGGGAACGCCGUCGGCAGCGUGAAGCCAUGAAGCGGCGCAUGUCGCAUCCUCAAGGACUUCCUGCCGGCUUGCUCGAGAAGUGGGAAGCAACCACCUCUACGACCGGCAAGUUUGAAUUCUUGAAAGCGUUUAUGCUCGACGAGAACAUGACAUCCAUGCACAUCGAAGCGGAGUACAAAGAGUACUCGGAGAAGCGCCAGGAAGGUCAUUACAUUGAGCUCCCGCUCCACGAACUAGAAGAGAAAUACAACAAGACAGAAGAAGGCCGACGAUUUCUUCGUGAUGAUAUCCUGGCCAAACAGACUGGUCGCGAGCACCCACAAGCAAAAGGCAAUGCUGCAUGGCGCUUGUAUAAGAUCUACGAACACGGAAAAGAGAUCAGCGCCAACGUGACCAAGGUGGGCACAAAGACGAGAGUCAAGAAGAGCAUCGGCAAAGCGGACACGGCCACGAGAAAAAAACUCGCGGAGGUCUUGACCUCCCAAGGUGCCGACCAUGUGAAGGGCACGGAGGAGAGCAAGAAGGCGAAACCGAACAAGGAACCGAAGGACAGCACUGCGCUCUGCAUGCCUGGGAGUUAA